AAGUAUCAGCUUUGGUCCGGAAAACUGGAAAAGAAAUAUCUUAACGGCGAUGGAGGCCGUACAUUUCUCGACCGUUGCUUCCCGCCAUUUCUCAACGACGUCGCAUUCUGUGUCCACGAACAGAGGCUUCUACGAUUCGAAGUACGCGGCGAGGAGCUCGACUGCUAAGCUGGGCUCUUCUUGGACUGCUUCACGCACUCCUGCUUGGCUCACUUCUCGAAACUUGUUCACUAGAGAGAUAUGGGGUUGGGUGAAUUCCAAGCAAGUGACGAUUACGAGAAAAGAGUUGCGGGGCAUUGUGAGAGCUGAAAUGUUUGGCCAAUUGACAAGUGGCCUCGAAUCGGCUUGGAACAAGCUCAAAGGCGAAGAGGUUUUGACCAAGGAGAAUAUUGUGGAGCCUAUGAGAGAAAUAAGGAGGGCUCUUUUGGAAGCAGAUGUGAGCCUUCCUGUUGUAAGAAGGUUUGUGCAAGCUGUCAGUGAUCAGGCUGUUGGUGUUGGGGUUACUCGAGGAGUGAAACCAGAUCAGCAAUUGGUCAAGAUUGUGAAUGAUGAGCUAGUGAAACUGAUGGGCGGAGAGGUGUCUGAACUUGUUUUUGCAAAAUCUGCCCCCAGUGUUAUUUUAUUGGCUGGUUUACAAGGAGUCGGGAAGACAACCGUAUGUGCAAAGUUGGCUUAUUACUUUAAGAAACAGGGGAAGAGUUCUAUGCUGAUUGCUGGUGAUGUAUACAGACCUGCUGCCAUUGACCAACUUGUUAUUUUAGGUGACCAGGUAAAGGUGCCAGUAUAUACAGCAGGGACUGACACUAAACCCUCAGAAAUAGCUAGGCAAGGUUUGGCGGAGGCCAAAAAGAAGAACAUAGAUGUAGUAAUAAUGGAUACUGCUGGAAGGCUUCAGAUAGACAAAGGAAUGAUGGAUGAGUUGAAAGAAGUUAAGCGGGUAUUGAACCCCACAGAAGUUUUGCUUGUUGUGGAUGCAAUGACUGGCCAAGAAGCUGCAGCUUUAGUCACAACAUUCAACUUAGAGAUUGGGAUUACUGGAGCUAUUUUAACCAAGCUAGAUGGGGAUUCCAGAGGUGGAGCAGCUUUGAGUGUUAAAGAGGUAUCAGGAAAGCCAAUCAAACUUGUCGGGCGAGGAGAGCGGAUGGAGGACCUUGAGCCAUUUUACCCAGAUCGUAUGGCGGGACGCAUAUUAGGAAUGGGAGACGUUCUCUCAUUUGUGGAGAAGGCACAAGAAGUUAUGCGCCAAGAAGAUGCUGAAGAAUUGCAAAAGAAGAUAAUGAGUGCAAAGUUUGACUUCAAUGAUUUCCUAAAGCAAACUCGUGCUGUCGCACGCAUGGGUUCCAUGACUCGUGUUCUUGGAAUGAUCCCUGGUAUGGGGAAGGUUACUCCUGCACAAAUUCGAGAAGCAGAGAAGAGUUUAAAGAUAAUGGAAGCAAUGAUUGAAGCAAUGACCCCUGAGGAAAAGGAGCAGCCAGAGUUGUUGGCAGAAUCUGUCACCAGGCGAAAAAGAAUUGCUCAAGAGUCUGGGAAAACAGAGCAGCAGGUGAGCCAACUUGUUGCUCAACUCUUCCAAAUGCGAGUUCGAAUGAAGAAUCUAAUGGGUGUAAUGGAAGGGGGAUCUAUUCCUGCACUGAACAAUCUUGAGGAAUCCCUAAAAAAUGAACAAAAGGCUCCUCCAGGGACUGCAAGACGGAAACGACGAACUGAUUCAAAGAGGCAGUUUGUUGGCUCGGCAUCUCGGCCCAGUCCUCGUGGUUUCGGGGGUGGGAACUGAGUGAUGACAGCAAGGGGGAUUUCAGGUCAAUGAGUUGCGUACUCUAGAUAUGUUAUUGUUAGAUAUCUUUGGGUACAACUACACAAGUUUAACUUUGUGAAGUUGAUGCUCCUGCAAUAGUGUAUCAAGCACAUUGUAUAUUCACUUUUCUGUACGCAAUCUAUUUUUGUAUUAAUGAGAAAUUCAUGCAU
Molecule: messenger RNA, 1965 nt
Organism: Prunus dulcis (almond)
Lineage: Eukaryota; Viridiplantae; Streptophyta; Magnoliopsida; Rosales; Rosaceae
Product: signal recognition particle 54 kDa protein, chloroplastic
Exons: 15
Coding region: 50-1774 (574 amino acids)
Biological process (GO): SRP-dependent cotranslational protein targeting to membrane
Cellular component (GO): signal recognition particle
Molecular function (GO): GTP binding; GTPase activity; ATP hydrolysis activity
Source: RefSeq, a predicted model, not a curated record